Cucurbita moschata (crookneck pumpkin) is the source of this 1495-nucleotide messenger RNA. RefSeq lists its product as uncharacterized. The record is from RefSeq and is a predicted model, not a curated record. The coding region runs from base 176 to 1219 and encodes 347 amino acids. The transcript has 10 exons. NCBI's taxonomy places the organism in Eukaryota, Viridiplantae, Streptophyta, Magnoliopsida, Cucurbitales, Cucurbitaceae. Gene Ontology annotation, cellular component: membrane.
ACACAAUUGCUUAGCCAUUACAGCUUUGGCUUUGCACUUUUGGAAGUCUUUUCAGACGCAUUCUAUUUAUGCAUUAGCUCCUCUCUGCCCUCGCAUUCUGCAUUCUUUAACUGCAUGGGAGUUUGCUUCAGUCCCUUCACCAGUGAUCACUCAAAACUCCAGGGAGUGCAGCAAGAUGGAAGAUGGGCCUUGGACUUUGCUUACAGGAUCCCCCACAAAAUCUUGGCAACCGAUCAUGACAGACGACACAACAACUUCCAGUUACUGGCUCAACUGGAGGGUCCUGCUUUGCAUUAUAUGGGUUCUGGUGACGCUGAGUUUUGCAUUGUUCUUGAUAUGGAAAUAUGAGGGCCGUAGGAAUAAGGCAUAUGAUGGAGAAGAAACUCAGGAAGAAGAAGCUGGAGCUUUGUAUGAUGAUGAAACAUGGCGGCCCUGUUUUAAGGGAAUACAUCCUGCUUGGUUGUUGGCCUUUCGAGUAUUGGCUUUCUGUGUGCUCUUGGUGCUCCUCAUUGUCACUGCUAUUGUUGAUGGAGGCGACAUAUUUUACUUCUAUACUCAGUGGACUUUUACUUCAAUCACCAUUUAUUUUGGGCUUGGAUCACUGCUAUCCAUUAAUGGCUGCUACCAAUAUCAGAAGAAAGUUGGCGGUGAGAAGGUGGAUAAUGUGGAGGGAGAUGCAGAACAAGGCACUUCUGCAGGUGGAAACGGUUCAAAUACAGAGAAAAAUCCAUCCCUUCGUGAUGAACAUCAUCUCAGGCGUCAACCUGCCGGAUUUUGGGGUUAUCUCUUUCAGAUUAUCUUCCAGAUGAAUGCAGGUGCUGUUAUGCUGACAGAUUGCGUCUUUUGGUUCAUAAUUGUUCCAUUUCUCACUAUCAAAGAUUACAACCUUAAUUUUUUGAUAAUAAACAUGCAUACAAUCAAUGCCGUUUUCUUGCUAGGAGACACCGCUUUGAAUUCUUUGCGAUUCCCCUGGUUUCGGAUCGGAUAUUUCUUCCUCUGGACAGUCAUUUAUGUAAUUUUUCAAUGGAUCGUUCAUGCUUGUGUGAGACUAUGGUGGCCAUAUCCAUUUCUAGAUCUCUCAUCUUCAUUUGCCCCACUUUGGUACUUGUCCGUGGCUCUAAUGCACAUUCCUUGCUAUGGCAUCUUCAUACUGAUCAUGAGACUGAAACACCAUGUAUUUUCGAAACGGUGCCCGCUAUCCUAUCAAUGUACGAGGUAGUCGAGAAAGACCUGAAAGAUAUCGUUAAAAUUCUCCGAAGGAGAACAAACAACAAGCAUAAAUGUCAAAAAAAAAACAGACUUAAUACAAUUGAUCAAAAGGGAAAAGUGUUUGAUGUACAUGAGUUAAUGCAAAUCUUGAUAGGAAAAAAAAAGGAGCAAAAGAUUCAAGGUUUUCUUAGGCAAUUAGAUAUAACUUAUUAUAUGUAUGUAACCCACAGGAAGGAACAUUUUCAAUUUGGUAUAGAAUAUAAAGAGAGCUCAGCUUUGUUCUCUA